Molecule: messenger RNA, 3252 nt
Organism: Bicyclus anynana (squinting bush brown)
Lineage: Eukaryota; Metazoa; Arthropoda; Insecta; Lepidoptera; Nymphalidae
Product: inter-alpha-trypsin inhibitor heavy chain H4
Exons: 29
Coding region: 168-3206 (1012 amino acids)
Source: RefSeq, a predicted model, not a curated record
GCGAGCGACUGCUAACAAGUUCCGCGCCGUAACACGGUGGGGACGGUCGUCUCGUUUGUAUCGAGUAACGAGUUAUAUUUACCUUCCACCAGGGAGUGGAAGAACGUGCCAGAGUUUAAGUGAUUGCUGCAAUCAUCUCGUUGAGCGUAAACAAACCAACAGUCAUCAUGAAACCAAUGUGGCCAAUGAAAGCGCUAUGCCUACUUGCAUUAGUGGCAACGGUGCUCUCGGCUGCAGUCCCUGCUAAAGAUGAAUACGUAGUAUUUGCGACGAAUAAUCGAAAAAGUCGAACAGUAUCUACUGAUGAAACAACAGACAAGCCAUUCAAGCCUGUAAAAAUGACAGAGAUGCGCGUGCGCUCCGAAAUAGCGCUGCGCUACGCGCGCACGUCAGUGAUCACACACGUUACGAACCCCGACUCUAGGUCGCAGGAGGCCACCUUCCGCAUGCUGCUGCCCGAAACCGCCUUCAUAGCAGGAUUCACUAUGAUACUUAGCGGUAAAUCCUACAAAGCCUAUGUAAAAGAAAAAGAAGAAGCUAAGCAGAUUUACACCCAAGCAGUGUCACAGGGUCUCGGUGCAGCUCACGUUGCUACGAAGGCACGAGAUUCUAAUCACUUCACGGUGUCAGUCAACGUGGAAGGCAACACAACUGCGGUCUUUGACAUGAGAUACGAAGAGUUUCUGUUUCGCCGUAACGGGUGUUACAAUCAUGUAAUCAAUUUGCAUCCUGGCGUCAUUGUGCCAAAUAUGCAGGUCGAUGUACAUAUCAAGGAAUCACAAAAGAUUACUACACUACGAGUUCCUGAAGUGAGAACUGGCAAUGAAAUUGAUGCAACGGAGAAAGACCCACAAAAUUCGAUAGCAGUUAUCACUAGAGGUCGUAAAGAGCGCGAAGCAACAAUAACCUUUACUCCUGAUGAGAGAGAACAGAGGAGGCUUGCUGCUAUAUAUGUGGAAAAAACUAAAGAGAAGUCUUCGUCUGAAAAAUUCAUUGGCUACAGUAGCGAUGAAGAUGAACAAGAGAGCGAAGACGGUAAAGUGCUUGGACAGUUUGUCGUGCAAUAUGACGUUGAGCGAAACAACAAUGGUGAAAUUUUGGUUAAUGAUGGAUAUUUCGUACACUUCCUGUCUCCGUCGUCGCUUCCUCCACUGAGCAAGAAAGUGGUGUUUGUUCUGGACACUUCAGGAUCCAUGGCGGGCCGCAAAAUAGAGCAGUUGCGUGAAGCCAUGAUAGCCAUACUCUCUGACCUCAAUCCACACGACUUUUUCAACAUCGUCGAGUUCAACUCUUAUGUUAAGGUCCAUGAUCUGAAGGAAGCAGAUGAGGAGCCUCCACCGAGAUAUCAGCAUUAUUCGUACUACAACACGCGUGACACGCCUGUCACACUGGUGCCCGCGUCCCCUGCCACUCCUGAAAACAUUGCCAAGGCGAAAGUUGUUGUGAACAGACUCUAUGCGAGUGGAGGUACCAACAUCCAAAGCGCAUUAGAAGUGGGUCUAAAACUAGUUAGAGAGAGUGUUAAAAAGGAAAAUGGAACGAAAGCGUCGAGCGGAGUCACCGAAGCCGCUGUUGCGAAGAUCGAAGAGGAUCUGAAAAAAGAUCAAUUGGAGCCCAUCAUCAUCUUUUUGACUGACGGCGACCCGACCGUCGGUGAGACAAGUCCCAGCCGCAUCAUCUCCUCCAUUACUGAACAGAACACCGGCCAGAGACAACGGGGAGUAAUCCACUCUCUUGCGUUUGGCGAAGAUGCCGAUCGCGGUUUUCUGCGCAAAAUCUCCCUGAAAAACGACGGCUUCAUGCGACACAUCUAUGAGGGUGCCGACGCAGCGAUGCAACUGCACGACUUCUACCGACAAAUCUCUUCGCCACUCCUCUCUGGUGUGACGUUCACAUAUCCUGAAAAGCAGAUAAAAGAAGGCUCUGUCAGUCGUACGCAGUUCCGUACAAUCAAUGAAGGCUCAGAGGUGGCGGUGGUAGGGCGGCUCGCUGAAGAGGCCACCGAGCUUACUCCAGAAGUCAGCGGCUUUUGCGGCGACGAAGAUGGCGCUGGGAGAAAACGUUAUCGUGUAACUCCGAAAGUGGCCGUAAACCGCACCAAGGACGAAUACUUGCCGCUAGAGCGGCUGUGGGCGUAUCUCACCAUCAAGCAACUGCUAGACAAGCGCGACGCCGGCGACGACAACGAUGAUAGCAUUGACGACUCUAACAAACCUGAGAAAAAGGCUCUCGCUAUAGCACUUAAGUACGAGUUCGUCACACCUCUGACCUCACUAGUAGUAGUGAAGCCUGAAGAGAGUAACGCUGUGGACGUGGAGUCCGUUGAUAAAAUAUCUCAAGACGCGUCAGGUGCUUUUAUACCCCUUUCGGGCCCACCAUCAGCACCAAACAAUGCGUAUUUGACCUCUUUUGGAGCAUCCUAUGCUGCACUCCCAGAUUUUGCAAAUCCUGGCAGGACAGUCGCUUUGUUUACGAGUACAUCCAGUAGACGGAGAACUAAUACGCCUAAUACAUAUUAUGAUCGACGAAACCUGGGUGAAAAAGGGGAUCGUCCAAGUUUUGGUUUCCCUGGAUAUGCUGGUCAGGAUGAUUUUCAGGCGUCUUUCUUAAGUUUCGGAGAGACGAAGGGUGAGUCUGGGUCAUCAGAGGAUGGUGGUAUGCGGGGGAGUGGAGGAUUUUCUGGACCAGUAGGUCCUUCUGGCAGUUUUUACCAGGGUGGUGGAGGAGGAGGAGGAGGCUACGGUGCUAUCCAUGGAAGCUAUGGUGGCUACGGUGGAUUACCAGCCUUGCCUCCGCGUGACAGUUAUUUUGUAAAAGGAUCUCAGUAUACAACCACACCUCCCCUGUAUACAACGUAUCUCACUACACCUCGGGAUAUAUCUCCGUACCACCUGGAACACUUUGAUUGGACCAGCUCGUUACUCAACGACGCCAAGGACUCGAUCGUGUUCAACCUCAAUGGGACCGAAGUCAUCCUGAAGCUGUCUAGAGAUGUUGACCCGCCGAAAGCUGAUGAUGGAGACAGCGAGUGUUCAAGCAGCAAGGCUCAAGUGGGAGACGAUGGAGCAGGCAGCGUGUGCGUCUACAUAACGCGGUGCUACGCUGCUCGUAGCAUCACCGCUUUAGACUAUCAGAAGAGCUACUGCGUUGUCAACAACAGGUAUGCUGGAGUUUGCUGUGCAAGAUCUGACGUUGACAAAAAUUAAAUUAAGAUAACUUUUAUAAAUAAAUGUUUAAAUAUGACUUAAUAAA